Puccinia graminis f. sp. tritici CRL 75-36-700-3 is the source of this 1707-nucleotide messenger RNA. RefSeq lists its product as uncharacterized. NCBI's taxonomy places the organism in Eukaryota, Fungi, Basidiomycota, Pucciniomycetes, Pucciniales, Pucciniaceae. Bases 1 to 1707 code for a protein of 568 amino acids. Gene Ontology annotation, molecular function: RNA binding. The transcript is spliced from 7 exons. The record is from RefSeq and is a predicted model, not a curated record.
AUGCUGGACCAGGUAUUCCGUCAUCUCGUUCAGUACGCCGACGAGAUCAAGAAUUCCUCCAAGCCUUCAAUUGAAUGCACGCUAUUCAAGGGUCUGGAGAAGAUGCAAAUCUCCCAUACCAAUGAACCCAGUCUGACGGCGGAAUAUCGCACUUCAUCGCCAAUCGAUUUCUCGGCUCCCAGUGCCUCCAAUCCUACUCAGGGAGGUUCAUCGUCCUCCAAAUUCUCAAGUGAGGGGCUCGAUCCAGUGGAUUGCUUGCGGUAUUCAUCCGAAUUCCACUUCCCCCAAUGCUCCCCCGAAUCCAUCUCUUCGCCUCCUUUGUUCUCAUUCGAGCAUGCCAAUAUCGCCAACGAAUGUAACUCUAUUGGCUCGGCAGCCGGGUCCUCGCUUGAGGGAAGCUCACCAGAGACAGACCCAUUCUGUAUCUCAAGCCCGGAACACUCGCGAGUGUCAUCCGACAAUGGGGCAGUUGAAGGGGCGAGUCCUCUCAAGUCAUUCGAUCCGUUUUCGGAUCCUUUAUUCUAUCUUCCAUUCCGUCCGAGAGGAGGUGGGAGUGAGCACGCGAAGCGCUUCUCUAGCAUGUUAGAGCAUCGUCAAAGGCGACUGGGCGAGAAUGACGAGCGCCAAACCGAUUGGAUGACACCCAGUGUCAACUAUCGAUCUACAGAGCCAAUCUCAAGAAUUCCGAGCAUGGAUGCCGACGCCAUACCUCCUCCGACAAAUGUAUUUGUCGCUAACUUUCCAUCACAUUGGAGUAAAAGCGACCUUUGGGACCUUUUCGAAGGAAUCCCAGUGACCACUGUUCAUGUCCUACCCGAAAAGCGGGCUCCAGGUGAAGAAUCGGUGUAUGGGGGUACUGGCUUCGUAAACAUCACCCGCGCCAGCGAUGCCCACGCGUUGCUGGCAAUGCUCGAUAAGAAGAUAUGGCUGAUCGAUGGAAGUGCAUUGAAGUUUCGUUUGGCAAAUUCCAGCCCACCGACUGAACCUGCAAACUUUCAAGUUCCAAAGAAAAACAGGACAGUCAGGCGACACCAGCAUAAGGUGAUUGACCGUUUGAGGGCAGAACAAACCGUGGGUAACAAACAACUCGCGUGUUGUGAUCGACAUCAGAUUGUUGUCUAUCAGAACAUCUCGCCAAAGAAGACGGCGACUCCAACUCUAUCGGUCGUUCACGGCAGCCGACAGCGCAAUACGCAAUUCGUCUGCAAUGCCACUGAAACCAGCUUGGCGACAAGCGUAACCCAACGACCCUUCCUGGAGUACUUGAAGACUUAUCUCAACCGUCGGAAUCGUUACAAUUCCCAGCAGAUUGUCGUGUCUUCCUUGAAGCCAAACGCGGCAAACGUUCUCUCCCCGCCUGCCUUGCAGCAGGUCGUCUCCAGCCCGCCGAAUCAAGCCACUUCCGUGAUUAAGAGACCUGAUUUCAAUCCCUACACAUCUGUGCACUCUGGGAAUUGCUUCAGAACUGCGGGCAUCGCGCCGGGUCUAGACGCCCUCCCCCAAGGAGUCGCUUGCCCCCCCUCCACCUCUUAUUACUCUUGGGCUUCGGACGUUCAUUCAAAUAUGUUGAUGUACAACCAAGCAAGCCGACCUUCCCUUUCAGUUCGUUGGAUACCCGCGCCUCAUGCUGUACAUCCGCAACCUCAUUUCUCGCAGUUAUUCCAAGGACAUGAAACUUCACCCGUAUUUCUAGCACCUUUUCUAUGA